Theobroma umbraticum is the source of this 4082-nucleotide messenger RNA. Its product is annotated as putative phospholipid-transporting ATPase 4. The record is from RefSeq and is a predicted model, not a curated record. Gene Ontology annotation, cellular component: plasma membrane. NCBI's taxonomy places the organism in Eukaryota, Viridiplantae, Streptophyta, Magnoliopsida, Malvales, Malvaceae. Gene Ontology annotation, molecular function: magnesium ion binding; ATP hydrolysis activity; ATP binding. Gene Ontology annotation, biological process: phospholipid translocation.
AAGGCAAGGGGACCCCGGGAAUUCCUGUCAUUGGUUCAAAGAGAGAGAGAGAGAGAGAGAAAUUUUCUCUCUCCUAAGCCUAAAACCCUGGCUGUGCUCUUUCUCUCUCUAGAUUUCCUCCCUUAAUCAAAAUUAAACAUAAAUAAUAACUCGUUUCCUUUUUGGCUUGUCUCUCCCUAUUUCUUGAUCUGCAAAAGAUAUUGUCUACUCUUUUUCAAUGGUUUUCGCAAGUGGGUUUGUUUUUUUGGGUUUGUUGAUUUUGAAUUGAAGAUGAACCAGCCUCCAGAUUCAAGGUUCUAAAGCAAGGAACUGUGAAUCAGUGGCUGCAUUAAUAUCCACCAGGGAAGGCUAGAUUUGGAGCUUCUCUUUGUUUGACAGUUGGGCGCUGGUUGCUUUUUAAAGCUUGAUUCUAAGAGAUGGCAGGGGGUAGGAUAAGAGCAAGGAUCCGGCGGAGUCAUCUCUAUACAUUCUCAUGUCUUAGGCCAAGUGCUACUGAAGAGGGGCCACAUUCUAUCGAAGGGCCUGGAUACUCAAGAAUUGUGCAUUGCAACCAACCUCUUAUGCACAAGAAAAAACCUUUAAAUUACCGGUCGAAUUACAUAUCCACAACCAAAUAUAAUUUUCUCACUUUCUUGCCAAAAGCUUUGUAUGAACAAUUCCACCGAGUUGCCAAUUUGUACUUCCUUGGAGCUGCAAUUAUUUCAGUUACACCCCUUUCGCCAUUUUCUGCUGUGAGCAUGAUAGCCCCCUUGGCCUUUGUUGUAGGGCUUAGCAUGGCAAAGGAAGCUUUGGAGGAUUGGCGAAGGUUUAUGCAAGAUAUGAAGGUUAAUACUCGGAAAGUAAACGUUCAUAAAGAGGAAGGCAUUUUUGGUAAUAAGUCGUGGCAGAAGGUUCAGGUUGGAGAUGUGGUGAAAGUGGAAAAGGAUCAGUUUUUUCCAGCAGAUUUACUACUCUUGUCAUCAAGUUAUGAGGAUGGAAUUUGUUACGUGGAGACUAUGAAUUUAGAUGGUGAGACAAACUUGAAGGUAAAGAGAGCUUUGGAGGUAACCUUGCCUUUGGAUGAUGAUGAAGCUUUCAAGAACUUCACAGGAACAAUUAAAUGUGAAGAUCCGAACCCCAGCCUUUACACCUUUGUUGGUAAUCUUGAAUAUGAACGUCAACUCUAUCCUCUUGACCCUAGCCAGAUUCUCCUUAGAGAUUCAAAGCUGCGCAAUACAGCUUUUGUCUACGGGGUUGUGAUUUUCACUGGUCAUGAUAGCAAAGUCAUGCAGAAUGCCACGAAGUCCCCUUCAAAGAGAAGCAGAAUAGAAAGGAAAAUGGAUUAUAUAAUAUAUGUUCUUUUCAGCUUCCUUCUGGUGAUCUCGUUGAUCAGCUCCAUAGGCUUUGCUGUGAAAACAAAGUUCUACAUGCCAGACUGGUGGUAUCUGCAACCCCAGAGUACAGAUGAUUAUUAUAAUCCAGAAAAGCCUGUUGUAUCAGGGGUUACACAUCUGGUCACCGCCCUCAUGCUUUAUGGCUAUUUAAUACCUAUUUCACUUUAUGUUUCGAUUGAGGUGGUGAAGGUUUUGCAAGCAACCUUUAUUAAUCAAGACAUACAAAUGUAUGAUGAAGAAACAGGGAAUCCUGCUCAAGCACGGACAUCAAAUUUAAAUGAGGAGUUGGGUCAGGUGGAUACAAUCCUAUCGGACAAAACAGGCACUUUGACCUGCAAUCAGAUGGAUUUUCUUAAAUGUUCCAUUGCUGGUACUGCAUAUGGUGUGCGCUCUAGUGAAGUUGAACUUGCUGCUGCACAACAGAUGGCUAUUGACCUUGAGGAUCAGGAUGUAGAAAGAUCAACUGUUUCCAGGCAAAAAGGCAAACAACAAGAAAUUGAACUGGAGACUGUUGUUACUUCCAAAGAUGAAAAGAAUUAUAAAUCUCCCAUAAAAGGGUUUAGCUUUGAGGACAGCCGCAUCAUGAAAGGGAACUGGUUGAAAGAGCCUAAAGCAGACGUCAUUAAGUUAUUUUUCCGAAUAUUAGCAAUUUGUCACACUGCUAUCCCUGAGCUGAAUGAAGAGACCAGCAGUUAUACAUAUGAAGCAGAGUCACCUGAUGAAGGAGCCUUUCUUGUGGCAGCCAGAGAAUUUGGUUUUGAGUUUUUUAAAAGAACACAAUCAAGUGUGUUUAUCCAUGAAAGAUAUUCGUCUUCAGGACAACCAAUUGAAAGGGAGUUCAAAAUUCUAAAUAUGUUGGAAUUUACGAGCAAAAGAAAGCGGAUGACAGUAAUUGUGAGGGAUGAAGAUGGGCAGAUUCUUCUCCUGUGUAAAGGUGCUGACAGCAUUAUUUUUGAUCGGUUAUCAAAGAAUGGAAAAAUGUAUGAGGAAGAUACUACUAGGCAUUUGAAUGAGUAUGGAGAAGCCGGCUUACGUACAUUGGCGCUCGCUUAUAGAAAGCUCGAAGAGUCUGAGUAUUCUGCAUGGAACAAUGAAUUUCAGAAAGCAAAAACUUCUAUUGGGGCUGAUAGAGAGGCAAUGCUUGAAAAGGUGGCAGAUAUGAUGGAGAGAGAGUUGAUUCUCAUUGGUGCUACUGCUGUGGAAGACAAAUUGCAAAAGGGGGUACCACAAUGUAUAGAUAAACUUGCACAAGCUGGUCUGAAGAUCUGGGUUUUGACCGGGGACAAGAUGGAAACUGCUAUAAACAUAGGAUAUGCUUGCAGUUUACUAAGACAAGGCAUGAAGCAGAUCUGUAUUACAGCAAUUAGUUCAGAUGCCAAAGAGACUGCGUUGCUUUUUGUUACCGAUCAGGUAGUUAAGGAGAAUAUACUGAUGCAAAUUACCAAUGCUUCACAAAUGAUCAAACUAGAAAAAGAUCCACAUGCUGCAUUUGCUUUGAUCAUUGAUGGGAAGACUCUAGCAUAUGCCUUGGGGGAUGAUAUGAAGCAGCAAUUCUUAGGCUUAGCGGUUGAUUGUGCAUCUGUCAUAUGCUGUCGUGUGUCUCCCAAGCAGAAGGCACUAGUAACAAGACUAGUAAAAGAAGGAACUGGGAAAACCACCUUAGCAAUUGGCGAUGGUGCAAAUGAUGUUGGAAUGAUUCAAGAAGCUGACAUUGGUGUCGGCAUCAGUGGCGUGGAAGGUAUGCAGGCUGUAAUGGCCAGUGACUUCUCUGUUGCCCAAUUUCGUUUCUUGGAAAGACUUCUUGUUGUCCAUGGACACUGGUGUUAUAAGAGGAUUGCACAGAUGGUUUGCUAUUUCUUCUACAAGAAUAUAGCAUUUGGCCUCACCCUCUUCUAUUUUGAGGCAUUCACAGGCUUUUCUGGACAAUCAGUUUAUGACGACUGGUACAUGUUAUUGUUCAAUGUCGUUCUUACUUCAUUGCCUGUAAUCUCACUAGGAGUUUUUGAGCAAGAUGUUUCUUCCGAGGUCUGCUUACAGUUUCCUGCAUUAUAUCAGCAAGGACCUAGAAAUUUGUUUUUUGACUGGUAUAGAAUACUUGGAUGGAUGGGCAAUGGUCUAUAUUCCUCUCUCAUCAUUUUCUUCCUCAAUAUUAUCAUCUUCUAUGACCAAGCUUUCCGUGCUGGAGGCCAGACUGCUGAUAUGGCUGCCUUGGGCACGACAAUGUUCACUUGCAUCAUUUGGGCUCUCAAUUGCCAGAUUGCACUCACUAUGAGCCACUUCACAUGGAUCCAACACCUCUUCAUAUGGGGCAGCAUUGUCACUUGGUAUUUGUUUCUCUUUAUUUAUGGCAUGGUAUCUCCCACUAUUUCUGGUAAUGCCUACCAAAUUCUAGUGGAAGCUCUUGCUCCUGCACCCAUCUAUUGGUCAGCCACCCUCUUAGUAACAGUUGCUUGUAAUCUCCCAUACAUGGCCCAUAUAUCUUUCCAGAGAUGUUUCCACCCAUUGGAUCAUCAUAUCAUCCAAGAGAUCAAGUACUAUAGGAAAGACGUUGAGGAUCAACGCAUGUGGAGUAGGGAGCGAUCAAAGGCAAGACAGAAAACCAAGAUCGGGUUCACAGCACGGGUAGAUGCAAAGAUCAGGCAGUUAAGAGGGAGAUUGCAAAGAAAACAACCGUCUUUGGAAACGCAUAGUCCAAUGUCUCCAUCAUAA